Messenger RNA from Engraulis encrasicolus (European anchovy), 4257 nucleotides. It is a transcript of the gene erap1b, whose product is annotated as endoplasmic reticulum aminopeptidase 1b. The transcript is spliced from 19 exons. Gene Ontology annotation, cellular component: cytoplasm. The record is from RefSeq and is a predicted model, not a curated record. The coding region runs from base 285 to 3125 and encodes 946 amino acids. Gene Ontology annotation, molecular function: peptide binding; metalloaminopeptidase activity; zinc ion binding. Lineage: Eukaryota; Metazoa; Chordata; Actinopteri; Clupeiformes; Engraulidae. Gene Ontology annotation, biological process: proteolysis; peptide catabolic process.
UGCAUGAUGUGUGCACAAAUUACGUCCCUUUCUGAUGAAUGCAUUGCAUUUCUGCGCUUUUUUGGUACGUGUUGAGAUGAAUGAACUGAAACUUCAUUUUGAAUUUGCAUUUUCCCAGAAUGCAAAGGUCUAGCUUUCUUUCUUUCUUCUUUCGCUUUCAUUCUACUCCAGGAAACGUUUCAACUCACCCACAGCCGCCUCUGUCAAGAAAGAGGUUGGCCUGUUCCACUCCCAUAACCCACAGUUCACACCACCUGGCUUGAUUUCACAACCAUUUCACCACCAUGACCUCCUUCCUCACUGUGCUGCUAGCCUCGCUUGUGCUUCUACUGUGCACCCCAUCUGCUGGAGCCAGGCAAAUCCACUCUGAUGAUGCAGACCAAGGAGGUCUUACGGCCUCCAAUGGUCAGCCAUUCCCUUGGGACAGCAUGCGUCUCCCCGACCACGUCCUACCGCUGCACUAUGACCUUCUCAUCCACCCCAACCUCACCAGCCUGGACUUCACUGGAGAGGCCACCAUCCAGAUGGCCGUGCAGAAAGACACGAGCGUCAUCGUCCUGCACAGCAAGGAGCUGAAGAUAUCCCACGCAGCGCUGCUGAAGUCGGAUGGUAGUGUCGAUAGGCCAUUGGAGGUGCUGGAGCACCCUGCCUAUCAGCAGAUCGCUCUGAUGUCCAGUGGGCUGAUGUUCAGGGCUGGGGAGGUCUACAGCGCUCGUCUGAAGUUUGCGGCCAAACUCUCAGAGAGCUUUCACGGGUUCUACAAAAGUUCGUACCGCACCAACGAGGGAGAGGUCAGGUAUUUGGCCUCCACACAGUUUGAGCCGACUAGUGCGAGAGCUGCCUUCCCUUGCUUUGAUGAGCCGGCCUACAAGUCCAGCUUCUCCAUCCGAAUCCGGCGGGAGAGUCGGCACAUCGCCAUCUCCAACAUGCCUAAGAUUAAGACGGUGACGUUACCCGGUGGCCUGUUGGAGGACCACUUUGAUGUGACGGUGAAGAUGAGCACAUACCUGGUGGCCUACAUCGUGUCUGACUUCCAGUCCAUCAGCAAGACCAGCGACCAUGGCAUAAAGAUUUCAGUCUACACCGUCCCUGAGAAGAUUGGCCAGGCUGACUUUGCCCUUCAUGCUGCUGCUCGACUCCUUGACUUCUACGAUGAAUAUUUUGAUAUACCUUACCCUCUUCCUAAACAGGAUCUUGCUGCUAUUCCUGACUUCCAGUCUGGAGCUAUGGAGAACUGGGGUCUGACGACGUACAGGGAGACAGCUUUGCUGUUUGACCCAGACAAGUCUUCAGCAUCAGACAAGCUGGGCAUCACCAUGAUCAUUGCUCACGAGCUGGCACAUCAGUGGUUUGGCAACUUGGUGACCAUGCAGUGGUGGAAUGACCUGUGGCUGAAUGAAGGCUUCGCCAAGUACAUGGAGUUUGUCUCUGUCAACAUCACCAACCCAGAACUGCAAGUGGAGGACAAUUUCUUGGAGAAGUGUUUUGAGGCCAUGGAGGUGGACUCUCUCCCCUCAUCGCACCCCGUCUCCUCCCCGGUGGAGAACCCUGCCCAGAUCCAGGAGAUGUUUGAUGAUGUGUCCUACGACAAGGGUGCAUGCAUCUUGCAUAUGCUGCGAGACUUCCUGACUCCAGAAGCGUUCAAAGUGGGCAUCAUGCGUUACCUGAAGAAGUACAGCUUCCAGAACACAGUGAAUGGACAUCUGUGGGAGAGUUUGACCAAUAUCUGUGCUUCGGAUGGCUUGGAUGAGGGCAGAUUGAUGGGGUCUUUAUCCUGUUCCAGCCCAAGGAAAAAAGAUGGGUCGUCAAAGUGGUAUGCUGAAGACGAGCUGGACGUGAAGGAGGUGAUGGACACCUGGACGCUGCAGGAGGGCUUCCCUCUGGUUACUGCGGAGGUCAAGGGUCGCGAGGUCAAGCUGAGCCAGGAGCGAUUUCUGAAGAGCGACAAACCCUCACACACAUCAAAGUUCCUCUGGCAAGUUCCCCUCACCUACAUCACCAGCCAGUCCUCAGCUGUGCAUCGCUUCCUCCUGAAGGACAGGACAGAUGUGCUGUAUCUCCCCAGCGAGGUGGAGUGGAUGAAGGUUAACGUGGACAUGAGUGGGUAUUAUAUUGUGCAUUACGACACCGCUAGCUGGGAUGCCCUGGCUAAUCUGCUGCAGCGCAACCACCUGGCCCUCAGCAGUAACGACCGGGCCAGUCUCAUCAACAACGUCUUCCAACUGGUCAGUGUUGACAAGGUGCCUCUGGACCGGGCGCUGGACAUCUCCCUGUACCUGAGUAGGGAGACAGAGAUCAUGCCCGUCACACAGGGCCUCCGGGAGCUGGUGCCCCUCUACAAGCUCACCGAGAAGAGGGAGAUGCUGGACCUGGACAACCAGAUGAAGGGCUACAUUGUGCGGCUCUUCAGAGACCUGUUUGAUCGGCAGGAGUGGAGUGAUGAGGGCUCAGUUUCUCAGAGGAUGCUGCGUAGCUACCUGCUCAUGUUCGCAUGCGUACGCGGACACCAGUCCUGCGUCGACAAAGCCAGCCAGCUCUUCCUGAAGUGGAGGGAGUCAGACGGGACUAUGAGUCUCCCUAAUGACGUCAACAUGGCCGUGUUUUCCAUCGGAGCGCGCACAGAGGAGGGCUGGGACUUCCUGUUUGAGAAGUACAAGGAGUCCAUCUACCCGUCGCUCAAGAGUCGCAUCAAGUCCGCCCUCACCAUCAGCCCCCUCGACUACAAGCUCAAAUGGCUGAUGGAGAAGAGUCUAGAAGGAGAGGUGUUGAAGACCCAGGACCUGCCGUAUGUGGUCACCUCAGUUAGCCGCAACCCCAAAGGAUUCAAGCAUGCCUGGGACUUCCUCAGGGCCAACUGGGACACUCUCAUCAAGAAAUUUGACCUGGGCUCCCAUUCCAUCUCCCACAUGGUCAUAGGAGUGACCAGCCAGUACUCAACCAGGGAAAAACUGGAGGAGGUGAAGGGUUUCUUCGGCUCCCUGACGGAGGAGAAGGGAGCUGGGCUGAGGUGCAUUCAGCAGGCCUACGAGAACAUUGAGGAGAACAUCCGCUGGAUGGACAAGAACCUCCCUCUGCUGCAGGCCUGGCUCAACCGACAGGAACUCAAGAACAAAAUCGAUCUUUAAAAAGGUUCUUAUGUGGACCCCUCCACUCCACUCCUAGCUGACGAGGUUUCAGUCCGAGGUUCAGAAAGUAAAAGCCCUGAAUUUGAUCAGUCGAUGGAUCUGAGCAACUGUCUCUGAAGAUGGGUCGAUCACUUACCCACACACUUUUGUUUUGUAAUAGUUAGGGGAAAAGGUUAUGGAAGGAAUUGUACUUUCUUAGCCCAGGAUGAACACCUCUGCUUGCUAAAAUGUCUUCAUCCACACAAUGUGAAGUGUAGUCCUUGUAGAUUUGUUUCUGGUUGUGGAAAAAGUGUUUAAGUACCAUUUUUGUAAUUGUAACACACAUCAUAGCACACAGCGCACACAAAGAAAUUCCAUUUCUGCCUAACCAUGUAGUGGUGUCUUGGCAAAACACACACAAAACAACUCAAGAGGACAUCAUACACCAUGUGAUAGAUCACUAUGGUCUUAUUCACCAGCAAAACAAGCGAUAGGCUGUUCCUCUAUUAGCCAGUUUACUGUAUGUCUUGCUUUAUGUGAAACACAACCAGGUUUUUUUUUUUUUUGAGAAAUCGAGUAUUUGAAACAGGGAUAAGCACUGUUUUGAACCUCUCUGUGAGAGUGUUCAGAUAAUAUUUUGCCGUUUUAUGUGGUACAUUUUGAAGUUAACUGAAUUUGAGACACAGAAACUUAUUUAAAAUCAUCAUUCCACUUAUAAUUUUGACCGAGUCAUUCAAUGACACUUGGCACAUUUGCCAACUUGUUACUAUUUGGAAUUUAACUUAAAGUCAAUUCUGCAAAUUGAGUUAAAGGAAAUAGGCCAAGCUAGAUCCAAGUGUGUUCCUUAUCAAAUGUUGCAGCUAUACUGCUUAUUUUAUGUUAUUUUAUUUUCUAGCUGCAAAGACCAGCAGUGUGAAGCGUUUUCUCAGGGAGGAUGGAGUAGGAGCCCCAAACACUGUUGUUACUCUGGCAAUACGGUUUUUGAACAGAACCUGUUGAUAAGGUAGAUUGCACAUCAUUGUUUUGCCUGUAAAACAUUGCUCCUGCCUUUUGCCACCCAGUCUCUAUGAACUUGGGAGAAUGUUGCUAUUUGUAUGACCCAUGUGUGUUUGCUUCUCAUUAAAAUGAGCUCCAACCCAGCCCAAAGGGCACA